Messenger RNA from Myxocyprinus asiaticus (Chinese sucker), 2609 nucleotides. Its product is annotated as cardiac phospholamban-like. The record is from RefSeq and is a predicted model, not a curated record. The transcript has 2 exons. Lineage: Eukaryota; Metazoa; Chordata; Actinopteri; Cypriniformes; Catostomidae. Bases 291 to 449 code for a protein of 52 amino acids. Gene Ontology annotation, biological process: negative regulation of ATPase-coupled calcium transmembrane transporter activity; negative regulation of calcium ion import into sarcoplasmic reticulum; negative regulation of heart rate. Gene Ontology annotation, molecular function: ATPase inhibitor activity. Gene Ontology annotation, cellular component: membrane; sarcoplasmic reticulum.
CUUUUCCUGCCAUAAACUUUCGUACUCCACAUCACUGUCACAGACCCUGCAUUCCUCUAAAGGAAAAUCAGAGUACCAGAAUUGAACCUCAGUACUGUGGCUGUCUAUCUGCAGUUUCAGCCUCCUUGUCAACCGGAAACUGGACCACCUGUCACCACGACAACCAGCAUCCUUCCUCCCUGCACAGCUCUCCACUCCACCUCGUGGUAGUACUGCUGUCCUUCCUUACACUCUGCUCAGCACCCCUCCCCUUUCUGUGCACUAAACUCAUCUGCCAGUAGCGUCUUGGCAUGGAGAAGGUGCAGCACAUCACACGGGCGGCCAUACGGCGGGCGUCCACCAUGGAGGUUCCCCAGCAGGCCAAGCAGAAUAUGCAGGAGCUCUUCGUCAACUUCUGCCUCAUCCUCAUCUGCCUGCUGCUCAUCUACAUCAUUGUGUUGCUAAUGUGAGCGGGAGGGGCCACAGUUUAUCCUUUAGCUAAUGAGGGUGAAGGACUGUACAGAGGGGCAAAUUACAUUGAGGGGUGGGAGGUGGGGAUCAGUAGGGCUAUUUAUUACCUUAUAAUCUUGAGUAGUUUAAAUAUUGGGUUAUACUGCCUGAUUUUCAUCCAAACAAUUUGUAAUUAGCACAAUUAGAGUAACAUGAGAACGACGAUACUAAGUGCAAAUUAGUGGCCAACUGAUAUGGGUUUUCAGUGGAUAACUACAGGUGACCGAUGGCCAAUUAAAUGCCGAUAUAUACUGUAUGAGAUACUGGCUAAUACAAUUUUCCUAUAACAACUGAGAUGUACACAUAGUCGCUGAAAUUAAACACAAUAAUGUAAAGGAUUAUAGUAGUCUGUAUGGCCGAUAUAUCAGUUUAUCACUAGAUAUUUUGGUCUACACGGCCAAUAUAUCUGUAUAUCAAUAGUACAAACAUCUAUUAAUAAUUAAUAGCACACUUCAUUCGAGAAAUAUUUGCUAUUACUGGCCUGACAGAUAUAUCGGUCUAUCACUAGGUGUAUUGGUCUAUAUGGCCAAUAUAUCAGUCUAUCACUAGUCAAUAUAUAUACAUAUUAUUUAUUAGCGUAUGGCUUACAUGCAGUAUAAAAAGACUGUAUAGUACAUUGUGUAAGCACAUAUGAUCCAAAAUAUGACAUAUAAAAGUAACAAUAUAACAGAACAUUUAAAAUUAUCAUAUAUCAAUGUCCCGCUGUGUGAUCCAUUCUAAUGCAGAUGGUAUUGCCUCCAUAAAAUCAAACCAAUUUCCCUGAUAGAAUCAGAGGUGACAUUCAGUGGCGAUGUGAUGGAUUUUUUGGUUUGGUGCGCCACAGUCGCACUGUGUGGGGAAGAUGUUUUUCCCCACUUAUGCAGAGAAUCUGCAUAUUUACCUUGACCGGUACAGACUUUCAAAAUAUCUAUUAAUAACGAAUAGCAUACUUAUAAGUUGUGUUUACUGGCCUGGUUUAUAUAUCGGUCUUUCACAAGUAUAAAAAUCUAUUAAUAUUGAAUGGCACAGUUCCUUAGGAAAUAGUUGCAUUUAUAGGCUUGGCCUAUAUAUAUGCCUAUUACUAGUACAAAUAUCUAAUCUAAUAAUACUGAAUAACACACUUCAUUAGAGAAAUUGUUGUUUUUAAUGGCCUUGCCGAUAUAUUAGCCUAACACUAGUACAAAUUUCUAUUAAUAAUGAAUAGCACACUUUAUUAAAGAAAUGGUUAUAUUUAUUCGUCUUACCGAUAUAUCGGUUUAUCACUAGAUAUUUUGGUCUACAUGGCCAGUAUAUCUGUCAAUAAACAGUACAAAUAUCUAUUAAUAAUGAACAGCAUAAUUGAUUAGGAAAACUUCUGUAUUUAUUGGCCUGGCUUUCUGUAUAUAUCGGUCUAUCACUAGUACAAAAAUCUACUGAUAUUGAAUAGCAUGCUUCAUUAGAGAAAUAGCUGAAUUUAUUGGCCUGGCCGAUAUAUAUGCCUAUCACUAGUACAAAUAUCUAAUCUAAUAAUACUGAAUAACACACUUCAUUAGAGAAAUUGUUGUUUUUAUAGGCCUUGCCGAUAUAUUGGCAUAUCACCAUUACAAAUAUCUAUUAAUAAUGAAUAGCACACUUGAUUAAAGAAACAGUUGUAUUUAUUGGUCUGACCGAUAUAUCGGUUUAACUAGAUAUUUUGGUCUAUAUGGCCAAUAUAUCGGUCUACACAAAUAUCUAUUAAUAAUGAAUAACAUAGUUAAUUAGGAAAACAGUUGUAUUUAUUGACCUGGCUGAUUUAUCGUUUUAUCGCUAGUACAAAAAUCUAAUAAUAUUGAAUAGCACACUUCAUUAGAGAAAUAGUUGCAUUUAUUGGCCUGGCCGAUAUAUCGGCCUAUCACUAAUAGAAAUACUGAAUCUGUUUACAAUGAAUAGCACAAUUCAUUUGAGAAAAAGCAGAGUCACCCUAUUUCUGGGGUAAAUAACGGAACUGAAUGGAGGCCUGUCUUCACUGUGAACUGAUGCUGCAUGCAAGUGUCUCUCCAUUUCUCAGUCACCAUCACUGCAUGUCACUUGCGCACUGAUAAAUGUUGUUUGAGCCCCCUGACUUCUUUUACCUACUGUGUCAAACUGAAAUUCACUUGCUCAAUAAACACAACAUGAUCUGA